Molecule: messenger RNA, 3193 nt
Organism: Aphis gossypii (cotton aphid)
Lineage: Eukaryota; Metazoa; Arthropoda; Insecta; Hemiptera; Aphididae
Exons: 6
Coding region: 2073-2990 (305 amino acids)
Source: RefSeq, a predicted model, not a curated record
AUAAUAUUUUAAGGGUAAGUGAUUAGACAUUUUGCUCUAUCAAUACGAUAUCAAGUUAUCGAAAUAAAGUCAUCAUAAAUAUACCUAACAAGUAACGAAUAAGUAAUAUAACUAAUUAUAGUAUAUCUUUUCAGGUAAGUAUUUGAAAUAAAAAUGUAUUAGGUAUUAUAAUAAUAUUGUGAUCUGUGCUAUGAUUGAAAGAGCUACGUCGCCGUCGUCGUCGCCUGCACGUCGAUGAUUAGUCGUAAAAUAAUUAUAUUAUUAUUUCAAUGUAAUUACACGGUUAUGGUGUUGUGUAUACGUAUAGUGUAGGUAUACAAAUCACACAAUCGUUUCUCGUAUAAUAAUAAUAUAUAGAUAAGAAACCGGCCGUCGCCGCCAACUCGUGUCUCGUAGGUACCACACGCUCAUUGUGUCCGAGUAAAUUAGUUUUUCCGAAAGGAUGGAGCUCGUAUGUGUGAUGCCGAUAACCAGUUUUGUUUUUUAUCCCGAGUUUAAUUAUUAUUAUACUACCCAGUAAAAACGCACGCAAACGAAAAAUGCACUCACGUUUUUCGUCGUCAUCGUCGUCGUCUUAUCGUACCUACACCAUAUUCGGACAAUCGACCGGAAAAUAAUAUAUUAUAAUUUAUAAUAGUAAAAUUGUGGUAGACCAGGUAUCUUAUAGGUACUUUUUAAUUCUUAUUAUUAAUAUAUAAUAUACCGUGGUAUGAUAUUAUACCGUCGUCCGAAUUCCAAAGAGAUAACAAGAACAAGAUGUGUGUGUGUGUGUUUGUACGCCUGUACUGCGUUUUCUGCGUACUCAUCGGCGGUUUGGACGGGGUUUCUUUCUUUUGAGGAACAUAUUUUCACCGUAUUGUGGGCUUAAACUAUACAUUUUUAGUAGCUAUAUUAGUUUUUGUGUUAAAAUAUGUCGGCGAUAUUUAAAACACUUUGUGUUCACCCCCAUCGAAAACCGAGACGGCGCCUCACGACUGCAGCUGUAAAUGUAUGCGAUUCUCCGAAUACCGAAUUGUGCAUGACGGACGAGAACACAUCUGCAAUGCAGUAAAAUCUGGUUUACUGCAAAUUGUUUAUCGCUUAAAAUACGAGUAGUUAAAUAGCGAAAAAAUGAUGUUUGGCUCGAGAAAAAGAAACUAAGAAAAAUAGUGACCGUCCAACACUGUAAGUAAUUAUUGUAAGUAAAAAAAAAUACCAAUUAAGUAAUAAAAUAAGUUAUAUUGCGGUAAGACAAAACACGCCGCGGCACGGUGAGAGACACCCUGUGGCUUGUAUAUAAAAUAUAUGCAUACACAUAUAUAUAUGUAUAAUGUAUAUACACGCUUUAGCAACGUAUAUUUAUAUAUAUAUAUAUUUAUUUAUUAUAGUAAGACACUAGCGGCCAGCACUGUGUAUAUGUGUACACGACAGGGGGGGGGGAUGAGCUGCACAAGACGAAUAUCCCUUUAUCGUUCGAAAAGUUGUGAAUGAGUAUGGUGCAGGGUAGCAGGUGCAUAUAUAUAUUAUAUGUUUUGUAAAUGUCGGUAGGUGGAGAGCUAUAUAUAAGUUCUAUGUGUGUGCGUAUAUAUAUAUAUAUAUAUAUCGACCGAGCCUCCCGCAACUAUUCGUUCGCCAUUCACGUCAUCCCUUUCUCGACGAAUAAGUUAAGGGUGGCGGCAGUGUCGUUAUCUAAAUCGCUGGGGGUCGUUAUUAAUUGGUGGCGGCGACGAGACGUAAUGGCCGUAUAGAAGUCGUCGUACAUUAGAAUAUAUUUAGUCGGUCUUUAUAACUAAGUAUUAAUUUCCUCGGUCGGACACUGCAGCGUGUACAUUAUUCAUCCCCUCCCGUCGGUCACGAUCUGUGGUGUAUAUAUGCUUACCGCGAUAGUUACUCCGAAAUCAUAAUAACAACAAACACAAUAUUAUUAUAAUUUAAUACGGCGACGAUGACGUUACGAUAUUAUGACAACGGACGGAAUAUAUUAUUAUUAUUAUAAUCGUAUACGGCUGGCCGUCGCAUUCGGACGUGCAUCAUAUUAUAGUACACCGCGAACUUAUAGCGCAAUACCGUCGUCGUGACUAUUCGCCGUCGUCAUGCAGCGGGUCGCGAUCGUCUCGGUCGUCACAAUACUUACUUCGGCCCUAGGCCGGUGGCCCGACGCGGCCGUGGCAUGGAACACCGGCAGGAUGUACGGCACGCCGAUGCGGGCCCGGCUGACCGACGUGGCGGUGUGGCGGAACCGCGCGUACGCUUGCUGGCCCAGGACUGACGCUUCGCAACCGGUCACUCUGCUGGAACUGCCGUGGCCCGAGACCGACGACGAACAAUCGCUGCAGUGGAAGCCUCGUCGGCCGUUUCAUGCGGACCAACAAAAACUCUACGACUGCAGCAGUGUUCAAUCGGCUAUUUCCGUCGACUUGGAUAAAUUUAGAGGGCACCUGUACGUGCUGGACGGCGGAUACGACAACUGUCAACCGAAAGUUAUCGUUUAUGAUCUGAAGACUUACAAAUAUAUACAGUCGGUAGAACUCGGUGGACUCAACGGAUCGGGACUAACCACGCUGGUGGUAGAUGCGAGACCGUUCAAAGCCGAGAUGAGGGUGUACGUAGGCGAUACGCACAGCGGACGUAUCGUGGUAUUGGACCCGGACCGAAACAUUUGGUACAUGGUCGCAUUACACGCCCAGAACUACGGCGGCGCAGUCAUACAGGACUACCGCAGACCGGAAGUCAACCAGGAAGUUACUGCAGAAUGCAUCGCUGUCUCCAAGCUACAUUCGUCUGUAUACUUAACGUCAAUGCGCUCGCACGACUUGUACACGGCUUCGUUCAAGGAUCUUCGAAAUAUCACCUCUUAUGUCACGCCUAGCGUAAAGGAUGGUGACGUGCUUCCGGUUGGAUUGCGAGUGCGCUGGGAAGGCGUCAAACUGGGUGUUUCGAGCGGGCUGUACGCUGAUAUACAGGGUGGUCUCAACUAUGUAUACACCAGAGAUUUCGUAGCCGUCAGGUGAAUAUAAUAGAUUGAGUUUGAUCGCCGGAGGUGCACCGGUCACGGCGGAAAACCACAAGGUGUUGUUGCAGUCGUACGACCUGUUACCGGCGGUAACGAAGAUUUUCACGGACAACACGAAUUAUCUGCAAGUGUGGGCCCUAAACGCCGUGCCCAACUCGAAAAACCGUCAUCUGGUUAAAAUAAAUACGCUCACGUUAUAAA